AUGAAAAAUGACAGCCUUAUUACUGAGUUCGUCCUUCUGGGACUCUCCCAUGACCCUGAGAUCCAGGCUGUGCUCUUCGUGCUGUUCCUAGUGCUUUAUCUUCUGACACUGAUGGGGAACAUGGUGAUGAUCUUGGUGAUUACAGUUGACUCUCACCUCCAUACACCCAUGUAUUUCUUCCUUGGACACCUGUCCUUCCUAGACCUCAGCCUCUCUUCAGUUACUGUGCCCAAGAUGCUGCACAAUUUCCUCUCUUCAAGUAAGACCAUUUCAGUGUGGGGCUGCAUUAUUCAAAGUUUCUUUCUCAUGCUCUCUGGGGGAGCAGAAGCCUGCCUGCUCUCUGCCAUGGCCUAUGAUCGCUAUGCUGCCAUCUGCCACCCUCUCGUCUACACCAUCAUCAUGAACAGAACUCUCUGCAACAGUACUGUGAGCACAGCUUGGGCAGUAGGAUUUCUGCUUUCCUUGGUAAACUGUCUCUUCAUCCACAAGUUAUACUUCUGUAGUUCCAAUGUCAUCCCCCACUUCAGCUGUGAGCUGCCUCCACUCUUCCCUUUAUCCUGCACUGACCCCAUUGUCAAUGAGAUUCUUUUAGCUGUGUCUUGUGCAUUUUGGGGGUUACUGACACUUCCCCUAAUCCUCUUCUCUUACUCCAGAAUUAUUUCUGCCAUACUGAACAUCCGCUCCUCUGAAGGCCAAGGCAAAGCCUUUUCCACAUGCUCUUCUCACCUCACUGUUGUUCUCUUGUUCUAUGGGACAACGUUUUCCAGGUACCUGAGCCCCACAUCAGGCUCAGUGUUGGAGCAAGUAGUUUCCAUCCAGUACAGUGUGAUCACAUCCUUGUUAAACCCAUUCAUCUAUAGUCUGAAGAACCAGGAAGUAAAGACAGCGUUAGGAAGGACGCUUAGGCAACAGAAAUGUGCCUUCAGGUAA
This is a messenger RNA of Octodon degus (degu), 930 nucleotides long. RefSeq names its product olfactory receptor 8S1-like. Gene Ontology annotation, cellular component: membrane. Gene Ontology annotation, biological process: G protein-coupled receptor signaling pathway. Lineage: Eukaryota; Metazoa; Chordata; Mammalia; Rodentia; Octodontidae. The record is from RefSeq and is a predicted model, not a curated record. Gene Ontology annotation, molecular function: G protein-coupled receptor activity; olfactory receptor activity. Bases 1 to 930 code for a protein of 309 amino acids. The transcript has a single exon.